AAGAGGAGAGGAAAAGUUCAGAUCAGACAAAUGAUAAUAAUUAGACAGAUGAUUAUUUUCAAUGCAAACACAAACCCAGCCAUGCUUGAAACAGAAGCAGAGCAUUCAGCCUUAUGUGACUGCUGGUUUGAGUGCCAUCAAGCGUGUCCCAUGAACAUUUAGCCCUUGGAAUGACUCCCUCCAGAGCAGGGGCAAUGAGGCAUUGCAGAGCUGCGGCCUGCGUCUGCGUGUUCCCUUUCCACAUGGAUAACAGACCCGAGUGCAGUGAUGCUCUGUGCGGGAUCAGGAGAGGGACUGCAGAGCCUGAACGGGGAGAUGCUCUUCUUCAAACGGGGAGAUGCUCUUCUUCAAACGGGGAGAUGCUCUUCUUCAAACGGGGAGAUGCUCUUCUUCAUCUGAGCCAGCACUGGAUACAGGACUGGGUCCAAGCGAUAACAACCACGGAGUUCCUGCUGUAGUGAUGCUGAAGCGUGGGGAGAGGGGUCCUGCACAGCGGAACCAGCGCAGGUGCUUUGAUGCUGCAGCCGUUUCCAGCGGCUCGGAGAUGGAGCCAACGGGACGUUUACAUGGCCGGGGCUGUUUCUGCGUCCGGGAUGCCCCGGAGCCUGGGGCAGCCUCGGCGAGCUGUUUGUGUGACCGAGCAGGUCCGGGCGGCCACGUUCCCUCCCGCUCCGGGAGAGAACAGCACUGACCGAGCGGGACGCGUGGCAGAGCCGGGAACACACCGGCAGUGCCCACAGGCGGGCGGGCUGAGCGGCGGUAGCUGCCGGUGCUCAUCCCCACGGCCUCUGCGCAACUUGCGCCGCCGCCAGCGCAGCCCGGGGGUGCCGGGACACAGCGGCCAAAGCGCAAACACAGCCCGGGCUCCGGGAGCCGCUGCCGGGGGGAUCCGGGAGCCGCUGCCGAGGGGAUCCGGGAGCCGCCGCCGAGGGGAUCCGGGAGCCGCCGCCGGGGGGAUCCGGGAGCCGCCGCCGGGGGGAUCCGGGAGCCGCUGCCGGGGGGAUCCGGGAGCCGCUGCCGAGGGGAUCCGGGAGCCGCUGCCGAGGGGAUCCGGGAGCCGCCGCCGGGGGGAUCCGGGAGCCGCUGCCGGGGGGAUCCGGGAGCCGCCGCCGAGGGGAUCCGGGAGCCGCCGCCGGGGGGAUCCGGGAGCCGCUGCCGAGGGGAUCCCGCCCUGCGGGGUCCGGGCCGCGCUGCCCGAAAUGGCCGCCAGGGGCCGCCAGAGACCGCGCGCCGAGCGGGUCCCGCCUCAGGCGGCGGCGGAGCUGAGGGGCUGCGGGUCCCCUCAGGGCGCGGCCGGGGCGGCGGGACCCGCUCGUGGAUCGGAGCCGUCACGGCCCUCAGGGCCUCUCGUUAACCCCGAGAUCAAAAUGGUUCCCAUCAGCCGCUCCGGAUCUCAUUCCUGCUACUCCGCAGCAGCAGCAGCAGCAGCAGCAGCAGCCCUGCGCCGGACAGGCAGUCCCGCUCCCUCCCGGGCGCCCCAGCCGCGGCCCCGGAGCAGAACACGGGAACUUUCGGAGCUGGAAAGGGCGGUUUUGUCUGCAUCCAGCGGCAGGUCGGGAGCCGCCGCUCCAGGCAGCCCCGGGCCCGGAUCUGUGCGCUCCMGGUAGCGAGGACUGGCCGGUCUGGCCGCUCCCAGCACAGUCAGUCUGUGACAGCUGGGAAAGCAAUGGAUGGCACAGAUGGAACGCCAGCUGACACUCACCAGACAGUCUGUUUCCAAAGAUGGAGGGAAAUGCCGAUGUGCCCMGUGGAGGAGGAGAGCUGAUCUGAAAUAAGCGAAAGACCUUUCAAAGAAACRUUUUUGGAGUAACAUACGCUAACUUCCUGAGCAGUGUGGGACAGGGUGAUUCUACCCGUUCUAAGGAUUGUAACUGCCUCAAGAUAUGUGAGAACAAUCAGGAGGGUCGGGGGAUGUUUCAUCCUUCAAGAUGUUUUCUGCUGAGGCCGUGCUACAUCAGUGAAACGUGACCUCUUCUUCAUACAAUUUCUGGUCUCCGGAUCCUUUGCCCAGAGAGGGAGAUGAGCAGCAAGAUAGCAAUAUUUAAAAAAGGCAAAACUGGGAAGGAAAAUCCCUGACAAGACCACAGAACCUUCCAUUUGAAUCAGGUUGCUGGGAACAGCCUGCUGAGUAGUACCAUCCCCAACUCUGGUGCUCUGCAAUCACAGCACUGGAUUGUGAAACAAGGUAGCACAGCACAUACCU
Messenger RNA from Malurus melanocephalus (red-backed fairy wren), 2203 nucleotides. Its product is annotated as collagen alpha-1(I) chain-like. The transcript has 2 exons. Bases 516 to 1607 code for a protein of 363 amino acids. The record is from RefSeq and is a predicted model, not a curated record. NCBI's taxonomy places the organism in Eukaryota, Metazoa, Chordata, Aves, Passeriformes, Maluridae.